UUGAUUGUAGGUGUGACGGUCAGCUGAUUUUCUAUUCUGAAAGAGAAAAAGAUCAUUUGCAGACGUUUUGGAAAAUAAAUAAUAUUUUAUUUCAAAUACUUUGUAAAUUAAAUAAAUUUUUUUUUGAAAAAUGGCACUACACUCUGCAGGAAAGGGAAAACUUUUAGCUGUCAUUGGUGAUGAAGAUACCUGUGUAGGAUUUUUAUUGGGAGGAGUUGGCGAAAUUAACAAAAAUCGUCAUCCCAAUUUUAUGGUUGUUGACAAAAAUACAGCAGUCGGAGAAAUUGAGGAUACAUUUAAACGUUUCAUCAAACGAGAUGACAUUGAUAUUAUACUCAUUAAUCAAAAUAUUGCAGAAAUGAUUAGACACGUUAUUGAUAGUCACAUUCAGCCUAUCCCAUCAGUAUUAGAAAUUCCAAGCAAAGAUCAUCCCUACGAUGCCAGUAAAGAUUCUAUAUUACGACGAGCAAAGGGAAUGUUCAAUCCUGAAGAUAUUCACUGAUCAUAAAUUAAAUUUUUGCACUAAAAUGUUGCAAUGUAUAAGAUGUAUUAUAAAAAAAAAAAUAUGUUAAUCCCUCAUGUAAUAUUUAUUAGGCAAAUUUCUAAAUAUUAUUUCCUGUUGCUGUACAGUAUUGCUGAAAGUAUAUAUAACAUUCCACUGAAAAAAUUGUUAAACAAAAAUUUCAUGCUUUCAUUAGUACAAUAAAGUUUGUUUAUAAUCUAAA
This is a messenger RNA of Leptopilina boulardi, 725 nucleotides long. It is a transcript of the gene Vha14-1, whose product is annotated as V-type proton ATPase subunit F 1. Lineage: Eukaryota; Metazoa; Arthropoda; Insecta; Hymenoptera; Figitidae. Gene Ontology annotation, cellular component: membrane; proton-transporting V-type ATPase, V1 domain. Bases 131 to 502 code for a protein of 123 amino acids. Gene Ontology annotation, molecular function: proton-transporting ATPase activity, rotational mechanism. Gene Ontology annotation, biological process: proton transmembrane transport. The record is from RefSeq and is a predicted model, not a curated record. The transcript is spliced from 5 exons.